CUGCAUUUGUUCUUUGUCUGUACACGCAGGAAACACUCCAACUUGCUCUCUGUUCGUUUCGUCUUUGCCUCCCGGGUCGUUCUGUUUUUUUUUUCUCGCUCCGUCCACCUUUAAUUUUUGCCGAGUCUUUGGCUGUCUUUUGGAAAAAGCCAAAAGCCAAGCAAAGUAGCUCUUUCUAGUCUCAACAGCAACCCGUCGCGCUGCUUUUAUUUUCACGCAAUCCACCAAUGAGUGAUGCACCCUCUAUUAUAACCCAGGUCAACCGGGACGGCACGCCUGCACACACAGCAGCAGGAGGCAAAUCUGCCCAAAAAGCCAAGUACCCAGCAAGGCGAGGAAUCUGGUCGUUGCUGUUCUGUUGCGGUCGGGGCACGCAAGAAGCCGAGAGCCCCGAGCAUGUCACAGACCGAACAGUUACUGAAUCUCAAUCGGACUACAAUGGCGAACCCCUUCUUGGGCCACUCCGCAAGGAUGACAAAGGAAGGAAAUGUCUAGUAUUGGACCUCGACGAAACCCUGGUCCACAGCUCCUUCCGGCCCAUCCCUAAUCCUGAUUACAUCAUCCCUGUUGAGAUUGAAGGCAUUGUCCACCAAGUCUAUGUCUUGAAGCGCCCCUACGUGGAUGAGUUUUUGAAACGAGUCGGCCAAUUGUUUGAGUGUGUUUUAUUCACUGCCAGUCUUGCCAAGUAUGCCGACCCAGUGUCCGAUCUACUGGACAAGGAUCGGGUUUUGCGCUCGCGCUUGUUCCGCGAGUCGUGUGUGCAGCACCGUGGCAACUACGUCAAGGACUUGAGCCGCCUGGGUCGCGAGCUGAGCCAGACGGUGAUCAUUGACAACUCCCCCGCAUCGUACGCCUUCCACCCUGACUAUGCGAUUCCCAUCGUCACAUGGUUUGACGACAAGAACGACACUGCAUUGUUGGACCUCAUCCCAUUCCUCGAGUACAUUGCCAAAGUGGACAACGUCCAGACGGCGCUGCGUGCCAAGCCCCCACCGCGCUAAACAAGUCAAAAAGUGGCAACCCAGUCAUUCGGAGAGCAAAACAGGCGGCAAAUGCGGGAGGGGAGAAAGGGGGGUUUGGAAACAAACACACCUUUUUUCUUUCUCUUGUUCUUUUGUUUUCUGGCCUGUUUCUCGCCGUUUUCUUGCCAUCUUUUCUCGCAAGAGUGUGCGUUACGGUAUUCUUCCGCUAUUCGCCCAUGAUGUUUCUUAACGCUGUUAACCUUUGUUUUGUUUUGUUGCUGCGAACCAGCACGCGUUUAUAGCUCUGCUUGUUCGUGCGUUUCUCUUUUGUGGGGUGUGUUUGUGUGUGUGUGUGUGUGUGUACUGGAGUUUUCCCGUAUCGUGAUUGGGUUGUAUGUGUGGCUGUACCUUGGUGGCGAACUUUGGAUUUUUUUGGUGUCCUCCUCCAUGCUUGUUUUUCUGUUGUGUGGCGUUUGCGUGUCAUUCGGUGUAUUGUUGUCAAAAGAUUUCUUUUUUUCAAUUUCAUGAUGCAACGUGAAAGAGCUGAGAGAGAAACACU
Molecule: messenger RNA, 1521 nt
Organism: Capsaspora owczarzaki ATCC 30864
Lineage: Eukaryota; Filasterea; Ministeriida; Capsasporidae
Product: CTD small phosphatase
Exons: 5
Coding region: 228-1001 (257 amino acids)
Molecular function (GO): RNA polymerase II CTD heptapeptide repeat phosphatase activity
Source: RefSeq, a predicted model, not a curated record